AUGGCCGGAUUAGUCACCUUUUCCAAGCGUAGAUUUGGGAUCUACAGAAAAGCUACUGAGCUUGUCACUUCAAUUGGAGCAGAAAUUGUGCGCAUACAUCACUUUUUCACCCCAGGAGGUAAGCCAUUUUCUUUCGACCAUCCUUCAUUUGAACAUGUCAUUAAUCGUUUUCUUGAGGGUCCAUCAAACAUAGAUAGCACUCAAGCCCUUUGGGAGGCAUAUGGGAUGGAACGAGGAUUGAAGAGCAAAUCCUAA
Molecule: messenger RNA, 255 nt
Organism: Dovyalis caffra
Lineage: Eukaryota; Viridiplantae; Streptophyta; Magnoliopsida; Malpighiales; Salicaceae
Source: the annotation of a GenBank genome assembly